AUGGUGGGAAAAAACUGAAACAGGAGACGGGUUUUUCACUCUUUGCUGACAAAAGCCAAAGAGAAGGGAGCAAAAUCACUUAUUAGCCAUUUCUCUUCCCUGAAUUAGGGUUUCAGAUCUCUGAAUCAGGGCUUUGAAAGGACUGGACUAGGGUUUAUUAUGCGCCAUAUGAGUGGUAUGGAGGUUCUCUAAGGUUUGGAUUAUGCCUGCAUUUGGACAUUCCUGCCUUUUUAAUAUUCAUUGAGUGCAGCAGUGAUAGAUUGAGGUGUUACUGGUUGUUUUGGGGAUUGAUGGUUGGGAUUUGAUUGUAGCAUUUCUGAGGUUCUGGUGUGAGCUUUUGGAUGCUGGUUUGAUCGCUUCAGCAGUUGUUUGAUAUGGGUGUUCUAUUUGUGAUGUUGGCGUUUAUUUGGAAUUGGUUCAUUCACCCGUUUUGGUAUAAUAAGUGGACGCUGCAUUAGUCUAUGGAAUUGGCAGUUGUUGGAAUUGUAAGUACCAGUGUAAUUGGAACUUGUUUGACUUUGAUGUCAUCAAAUUGUAUCGAGUUUUUGUUUCAUUCAAGCUGUUAAUCUCGAACUUUCAGGGCUUUGGAUAAUAAUCGGUAUUAUUGGUCCAUGGAGGUAUUCAUUGAGGUACAACAUUCUGGGAAGUUAUUGAUUACAGGGUUUGUACUUGUGGUGAAUCCGAACUUCUCUGUUUGGAAUUGAACGUUUUGAUGGUUUUUGUAACCUUGAUAUAAAUAUCAUUUGGGUUUUUUCUCAUUUGAAAAAUCCAAGUUAUAGGAAAUUGUUCUUUUUAAAAAAGGACUUGUGCAAUAAGGUUUAUACAGAAAAAACAACUCUAAUUUCAUAGGCUUUGGAAAGUUCAGGUGCUUAGAAAUAUCAAGGACCGAAAUGGGGGCACUUUUUAGCCUUGCAGGAAGCAAGAACAUGGCUACAGAUUACCAUCCCAUUUCCCAGGUCGAUACCAGUAAGAGGCAGCGGCUAUCAGCUAGUAUCGGUGAUGAAGAUUUAAGAUUGAUCCCAAGCCUCCCUGAUGAGAUAUCAAUUCAAAUACUUGCAAGGAUGCCUAGGGUUUGCUACCCAACCAUGAAACUGGUUUCUCGUAGUUGGAAAGCCACAGUCAUGAACCAUGAAAUCUUUCAACUCAGGAAAGAACUUGGCACGACUGAAGAAUGGUUAUACGUUCUAACAAAGGUUGAAGAAGAUAAGCUCUCAUGGCAUGCCUUAGACCCACUAUCAGGUAUAUGGCAAAGGUUGCCUCCUAUGCCUGUUGUUACGUAUGAAGAUGAAUCCAAGAAGUCGGUGGCUGGGUUACGAGUAUGGAACAUGAUGGGAUUCAUAAAGGGUUGGUUGGGUUGUGGGGAUUCAUUAGAUCGAAUGCCCUUUUGUGGGUGUGCAGUUGGGGUUGUUGGGGGUUGCUUAUAUGUCUUGGGAGGGUUUUCCAGGGCUUCGGCAAUGAGAUGUGUAUGGAAAUAUGAUCCAUGUUCCAAUUCAUGGAGCGAGGUGGCACCCAUGAUGGUUGGAAGGGCUUAUUGUAAGAUUGGAUUGCUUAAUAAUAAGCUUUAUGUUGUUGGAGGUGUAAGCCGGGGUCGGGGUGGUUUAACUCCAUUACAAUCAGCUGAAGCAUAUGACCCUGAACUUGGGUUGUGGACCCAAGUGCCUAGCAUGCCAUUCUCAAGAGCUCAGGAUUUACCUACUGCCUUUUUAAUUGACAUGUUGAAGCCAAUUGCCACCGGUAUGACCUCAUAUAGGGGAAAGUUAUAUGUCCCUCAAAGCUUAUAUUCAUGGCCUUUCUUUGUCGAUGUGGGUGGUGAGAUCUAUGAUCCAGUGACGAAUACAUGGUUUGAGAUGCCGGCUGGUAUGGGAGAGGGGUGGCCUGCGAGGCAAGCUGGUACAAAGUUGAGUGUGGUAGUGGAUGGGGAGUUGUAUUCUUUGGAUCCUUCUAGUUCAUUAGAUAGUGGGAAGAUUAAAGUAUAUGAUCACCAGGAUGAUAUUUGGAAGGUUGUUUUGGGAAAGGUCCCAAUUCUUGAUUUUACAGACUCUGAGUCUCCUUAUCUUCUAGCUGGAUUUUUGGGUAAGCUUCAUGUUAUUACAAAAGACAUUGAGAACAACAUUGUGAUAUUGCAAGCUGAGUUGCGAAAAGAUAAGGCCGUGAUUGCUUCGACUUCCUCUUCCACCUCUUCGAGCUCAUCUUGUGAUGGGGAUCAAGUGAAAGGAACUGAAUCAAAUGAUUGGAAGACAAUAGCCAGUAGAAGUUUUGGCAAUGCUGAACUUGUCAGCUGCCAAAUUCUUAACAUCUGACCAUAAUUCGAGAGGUCAGAGAGUGUAUGUUCUGAGAAAAAAAGAUCUGGUCCAACAAACCCACUUUUGAAAGGAGAUAUUUGGAUCGUGUAAGCAUUAAAGAUAAAAUUUUGCAGACUUCAUGGGAUUGGUUCUCUAUUACUGUUUAUGGGAGAGGAAUUUCAAGGGCAAAUAUCUUUGUUAAUUUAAAGCUCUGCCUUUGUCUUAUGUUCCAAAAUACUGCCGAUCUUUCACUGUGACCCCUCCUCUUGAAGAUGCUUAUAAAUUAAAUUUUGAUGAAAGUUCUUUUGGGAAAUCUUUGGUAAGCUGGAGUAUGUGGUCUUCUUAGAGAUCAUGAGGGUAUCACUAUCUUCUCUUAUGCUAGGCCAUGUGGUUCUACCACGGUUAACCAGGCCGAGAUGGUUUCUCUU
This is a messenger RNA of Amborella trichopoda, 2710 nucleotides long. RefSeq names its product Galactose oxidase/kelch repeat superfamily protein. NCBI's taxonomy places the organism in Eukaryota, Viridiplantae, Streptophyta, Magnoliopsida, Amborellales, Amborellaceae. Gene Ontology annotation, molecular function: protein binding. The record is from RefSeq and is a predicted model, not a curated record.